AUGACUGGGUCAGAGGCGGCGAGUUCAGGUAACCUUGUGUUUGGUUGUUGUGUGAUAUCUGGCAAGUCCUGUUGUGUUCUUUUUGAUUUCGGAGCGACACACUCUUUUGUGUCAGAGUCUUGUGUGCGGGAGUUGAGUCUGCCGGUGUGUGAACUACCGUUCGACCUCGUGGUAUCUACCCUGGCAUCUGGGUUGAUUAGGACUUCCUCUGUGUGUUCUAGAUGUCCAGUUGAGGUAGAGGGGCGCGUAUACAAAGUCAAUCUCGUAUGCCUCCCUCUGCAAGGGCUUGAUGUGAUAUUGGGAAUGGAUUGGCUCUCUGCCAAUCAUGUGCUCAUAGACUGUCGGAAGAAGAAGCUGUUGUUCUCUAACUCAGAGGAGCCUGAGUUGUUGUCUUCCCAUGGGGUAAUGAAGGAAAUUCAGAGUGGCGCAUAG
Vigna unguiculata (cowpea) is the source of this 432-nucleotide messenger RNA. RefSeq lists its product as uncharacterized. The record is from RefSeq and is a predicted model, not a curated record. NCBI's taxonomy places the organism in Eukaryota, Viridiplantae, Streptophyta, Magnoliopsida, Fabales, Fabaceae.